AUGGCGAGCGGUGCCGAAAGGAAACCUGACAUAUUACGGCCGAUUCCGCGCCGUCCGUUUGAUUUAACGCCGGCCUCGACCGAGUCCCCUUCCCCGGUGACGCCUGUCGACGCCGGUACCAAUAUGCUUCAACCACGACGGAGCGAAGAGAACUCGACCGGCUACACCAACCGCAAGAGCGAUGAUAUUCCGCCUUCGAGAACCCGCUCGAUCCUCAAUCUCACCUCUUCAACACUGUUUGGUAUCUAUUCGCCUACAGAAGAGGAUGCUUCUCGCGACGAGCCGUCGACUCCCUGGGGAACGGGUGCUCUGACGCCCAACCGUCGCCGCAGUGAUGAAAGCGAUGUUCGUCCUUCGCCGGUUGCUCACUGGCAGCGGCCUGGCGGCAAGAAUGUACGUCCACACCACAUGCCGCGCCACGGCUUUUGGGGCACCGGCGUGCCUUUGCUUGUGCGGUCGACGCUUCUUUUUAUUUUUGGCAUUGCCGGAGGGAUAGUCAUUUCGCAUCUUCACGAUAAAAGAUUGGCGCCGGUGCAAUUGGAGGGGGUGGAUCACCUCUCGCGGCGUUACCUGAUUUUAUGGGGCAUUGCUGGCAUCUUCUUUGGCGGACUUUUGCCCUGGGUUGACAUUGUUUGGGAGGAGAGGACGGGCUCCAGCGAAGCGGUUGGCACGAAAAAGUCUCUCAAGGAAGAAGGGGGCGUGGAAGUCGCCGAUGAAUCUCCAUCGCGGACUGAAGAGCACGAGUCAAACAGCAGCCAGGGAGCGGAUUGGAACUCUGCGAUACGGGGAAUUGGUGCCUUUGUUGGCAUUGCCCUAGCAAUUCGAAAACUCCCUUGGCAAUCGACACUGCAGGCAUCGUUGACGCUGGCUCUUGUCAAUCCGGUCUUAUGGUACGUCAUUGAUCGAUCGAAACCCGGCCUCUUCCUCUCCUCCGCCGUCGGCAUCAUGGGUACGGCCCUCCUCCUUCAAAUCAAUCCUCAUAUGGUGCCCACGCCCGCCACGACUAGCUCCCCGCACGCCUUUUUCGGUGAAGGCGGCACCGGCGCCGCCAAUUUGAGCACUUUGUACGGUGUUCCAGAGGGAAUGAUCAAUGUCGAAAGCAUUGGCGUCAAGACCUGGAUUGCCAGUGUCUUGUUUUGCAGCUGUGUCUGUUUUGGUAACAUUGGAAGACGUCUUGCCCAGAACCGCAACGACUGA
Molecule: messenger RNA, 1197 nt
Organism: Xylona heveae TC161
Lineage: Eukaryota; Fungi; Ascomycota; Xylonomycetes; Xylonales; Xylonaceae
Exons: 2
Coding region: 1-1197 (398 amino acids)
Biological process (GO): sterol biosynthetic process
Cellular component (GO): endoplasmic reticulum
Source: RefSeq, a predicted model, not a curated record